Messenger RNA from Cladocopium goreaui, 2097 nucleotides. Lineage: Eukaryota; Dinophyceae; Suessiales; Symbiodiniaceae. The record is from the annotation of a GenBank genome assembly.
AUGUCGCCCCUCGAUGCGCCACCAGCACCAACCGCUGGCACUUUGGCGGAGUUGCCCAUGCUGCGGCCUUGUGCCAAACUUGGUGACUCGAGCAAACUGACGCCACGAAGAUUGCCACCCUGCGAGGGUUUCUCCGAGGCGGCAAGUCCCCGAAGGUUUGGAGGUGUCACCAACGCCUACCCGGUAGAGAACCAGGACGUGCGCGGCCCAGCCGCGCCGCUGCCUCUGACGCCUCGGCCUCCGGCCGAAGGCCCCGAGGGCCGCAGCGCACGGCGCAGACACGCCGGCGCUGGCGCCACUGCGCCGGAGGAGAGGAAGGUCGCCACGAGCCUUCCACCGGUGCCCCUCACGGCGCGGGAGGCGCGGCCCCGCGACGAGUUCGGCGCCAGCGGCAGCAGCAUGGCCUCAGGGGCCUCGGCGCGGAGACCGAAGGAUCCCAAGGAGAGGACCUCGGAAAGAAGGAAACCGCCCAUGCCCAAGGCGCCAUCGCCCAAGGAUGAGGUCAGCAGCAGGGCCAGCAGCUCACAGGGACGACCCAGCAGUGGAGCGCCGGCCCUCUGGGACCUUGACCUUGCUCCAGAGCUCUUCACUUCGGAGCUGGGUGAAGUGCUGGCGGAGAACGCCGAGAGUUCGGAGCAAGCCAAUGAAGACCUGGACCCCUUCAGUGCCGAGCUGGGCCGAGCUCGUGGCAGCCGGCCGCAGACAUGGAACGAGCCUUCGUCCAGUUUCGUGCAGGUUUUGGAAGAGAUGGAGCGAGAGAAGGACACGGCACAGGGUGUGGGUGAGUUGUGGCACGAGAAGACGAUGGCACUCCUCUCAUCCACGCCCAAUCUGAGCACUGCCCCCGGCUCCACCUCCACGUCCAGCACAGCCCCGACGGCUGCGACGGCGGCCACUCCGGUGCCCGAUCCCAGCCCUGUGGACGAAGAGCUGGCGGAGGCGGAGAUGGACGAGCUGCCAGAGGCGGAGAUGGACGAGCUGCCGUCGGAUGAGCCGCAGCCGAGCCUCAUCGCGCAAGCCUUGAGGGAUGCUGGCCUCGACCCGGAGAUUGGGGAGGAGACGUCGUUCAUGGACAUGGACCUGUCCUCUGAGACCUUGACGGAGGCUACCAGCACCUCGCACCUGGCGCAGCUCCUCCAAAAGCUGGGCCGCGCAGGUGGCACGGCGGAAGAAGGCCAGGGCCCCCAGGGCCCCCAGGGCCCCCGGAGGAGCGCUGCAGCUCCGGUCGUGCCACGCCCUGUAGUGGCAGAGAAACGCCUGAGCAUAGGUUGUGACACCUGGCUUCAAAGUUAUGCCUGGGGCGGCAAGCUGCACCAAGGACAAGCGGCCCAGGUCGGCGCAGAGUUGCUGGUGGAUUGUACAGAUGUCAAGAACGAUCAAGAGGAUGUGCUUCUAGAAGGCGCGUUUCCUGGCGCUGCCAGGGCCAACCUGCAGAGCGACUGGACUUUGGCUGCCCUUUUCUUGCUGGCGGUGUUGAAGGGUGCAGACGUUCAGAUGCUGCCAUCGUCCUUUCGAGCCAUGGAACAUGAUCUCCACUUUGCCCCCAGUCAGCUAGCGAUGAUUGCAUUGUCUCAAGGAGUUGCUACGGCCGUGACUGGGCCUUUGUGGGGGAACUUCGUUGAUAGCGGAGCCUCACGGAAGUGGCUGCUGCAGGUUGGUGCUGGUUUGUGGGGAAUUUGCACCUUUCUGCUGGCUUUGACCUCCCACUUCACUUUGAUGAUUGCCUUGAGGGUACUCAAUGGGGCAGCCUUAGCUAUGAUCGUGCCGGUGGUCCAGUCGAUGGUCGCCGAUUUGACGACCUCUACCAACUGUGGAGCCACCUUUGGAAAGGUGUCUUGCUCCAGCAGCUUGGGGCAAGUGCUGGCAUGUUUGAUGGUCACUCCCAUCUCCGAAACCUCCGUGUGGGGCAUGCGGGGCUGGCGCGUCAGCCUCGCCUGCUUGGGAAUCAUAAGCCUCCUGACGAUCCCAUUUGUGCGCUGGGCGGUUCAUGAAGAGCCACGGGUUUGGCAUCCGAGGAGAUUUGGGAUCUUCCGUGAGAUGCGAACCAUGUGUCUGGGCGGUGAAACAGCAGACAGCUUGGAUGUGCAUCGCAGUUAG